AUGGAUCGAACUAAAUAUACCCUCCAGGAAAGUAUCUCCGUGUCUGACGCGCGGUGGCAGUACCACGUUUCUGAUCUGCCCAAACCUGAAAAAUGCCGCCAGGCUGGAUUGAUCAAAUCGAUUGAGCUUGCUUGUUCCCCUUCUCUCCAGGGUAUCUUUCUGCGGUUCACUUGCGUCUCAUUGAAUCGUGCCACCCGGGACCAACGAUUGGAAGACCUUGUUCAGGUCAGCGUCUCAGGUUUUCGGCCGGUGCCAAACAGUGACAGUGCCUCGGUGCCAACAAACCACAAACAAGCAGUCGAAUAUAUUGCUCGUUUUUUAUCCAGCGGUGUCGUCAUCAAUGGUCAACUGUAUUCAUUCUAUGGGCAUAGCAACAGUCAACUCAAAUCACGAUCUUGCUAUCUUCUGGCUGGCUCCAAGGAAGAAGUAAGAGGAAAAGUAGAUGCCCUCGGAGAUUUUGCGAAGAUCAAAUCCGUCGCAAAGAAGGCGAAGAGAAUUGGGCUCCUAUUCUCAACUGCGGACAUUGUGCAAGAGGUUCCAAUUUCAAGAUGUCGAGACAUUGAUGAUAUUGAAAGAGAUGGAUUCAUCUUCACGGAUGGCUGCGGUCUCAUUUCAAAAGACUUCGCUCGUUCUCUUGCCAGCAAGAAGCCCAUCGUCUUUCGCGAUAGGAGAUAUCAUCCUUCCGUGCUUCAAAUACGGUAUCUGGGCUACAAAGGUGUGGUAUCUGUUGAUCCAAAGUUAGAAAAGGGCUUUUGGUUGAAGCUUCGAAAAUCAAUGAAGAAGUUUACGGGGACGAAUGAUAUGAGCUUCGCGGUUGUGGAACAUUCCAAGCCCUACACCUAUGGCUAUCUGAAUGACGAGAUCGUGUUACUACUGCACUCCCUCGGCAUCACCACGACGACUUUCACUAAGAAGCAAGCAGAAUAUUUCGACUUCCUCGAGCAAUCUCGGACAGAUCCACGCUGCGCUUUUCGACUCUUGAGUUCGAUUGAGAUGACCGGUGAAGCGGAAAAAUUGCUCAUCGAAGGGUUCGAAAAAGUCACCAAGACCGUACGGAAAGCUAUUACGCAAGAAUACGGCAAAAUGGUGAACAAGCGCAAUGAACAAAAGACCAGAAUUCUGAUACCAAAGUCCCGGCUGUUGUUCGGUAUAUGUGACCACUACGAUGUUCUCAAGUUCGACGAGUGUUUCCUGCGUGUCACCUUAGACGAGUUUGGGCAUCCCACCGUUCUAAAAGGAGUCAACGUGUUGGUCUCCAGAAACCCAUGUCUUCAUCCAGGAGAUGUACGCAAGUUGAAGGCCGUGGACCGUUCCGAGCUUCACCAUUUGACAGAUUGUGUGGUCUUUUCGACGAGAGGGAAACGUCCAACGGCCGAUCUUAUGUCCGGAGGAGACUUGGACGGCGAUACAUUCUUCGUCUGCUGGGACUCGGACUUAAUUCCCCAGACCAUUUCCCAGCCUGCCGAAUACCCUGGGGUGAAGGAAGCCACCAGAUUCUCGCCCAUUACGACCGACGACCUAAUCUCAUAUUUUGCGGGCUAUAACAAUAUGUCGCUGGGCCGUGUCAAGAAAUUAUAUCUGGGGUGGGCACGAGCCUCGGGACCUCAGUGCACCGAGUGUCAAGAGCUGAAUCGACUCUUCUCUCAGUGCGUUGAUGGUAAUCGUAUCAAAAUUCCAGAGCGACUCCUCGACCCUCCAGCUCCACCCACCGAUGCUCAGCCAUUUGUUCUAGAUGCUCUACAUGACUUGGCGGUUGCACAUUGCCGAGCCAUGGGAACCGACGUGACUCCUGACGAUAUCCCAGACCGCGAGACCUUGGAACACGUGCUCAACAAUCCGAUUCCAUUCUCCGACUUUGAACUGGCCAAAUUGACGUUGAGCUGGUGCCGAAUCCAUCGUGUUCCGUUCGAAGAUUUUUGGGCCUUCUUCGACCCAUCCCAGCUUACCUCGGACGAACAAGGCUGGAUUAUAUCCGAACUUCCUCCUAUUGCCAAGUAUGCCUCGUAUUUCAAGAACGGACUUCUCCUAUCAAACAUACUCUCAGAGCAGGAUCUUCACUCGUUCAAGUUAGAUUACCAGGCCCUGCAUUGGAAAUGCGUCUUCGACUCCAAGUCUGACUCGUUACGCAACCUCAUGACAUUGGUUAGCCAGACGUUUCACCAAUUUUCAAAGAAGCUCCUCGUCCUCAGCAUGGGCGAGAGACUGAGUGUGGCCAUUUACUUUCCACGACCGAUUGAAAAGGAGGAAGAGGUCUUGGUUGAUGGAAGUGUCCGGCUCUUCGCCUUCCCCCACACCCACAAGGACAGGGCUGGACAUCGAAGGGUUGUUCCGACGGAGAAGAAUUAUCGAUUUUACUAUGACGAAAGCGUGAUGCAGCUAUAUAACAAUCACCGGCACGAUACAUUCAUCUUCUUCACAAGAUCUGCGGGUGAUGAAAGCCGGUUUCAAGAUGCCCGAGGCAAGAGCAAUCCAGCUCGUGGUCGUCAAAAGAUGAUUGAUGAUGGAAUCCUUUGCGACUGGCGGAUGAGUAUCGCAUUAAACAAGUUCAGUUCAGAGCUGGCGACUCACAUAGGUCGCACGAAUCGGGAACCGGUUACUGACGCUGAAUUGUAUGUCAUCAGCAAUAAGGAUGUUCGAGCACUUCGGGCGCUCGACCUCUGGCUGGAAAGUAUCGAUACUCUCGAAGUAUUGCCCAAUUUCCCGGACGAAAAGUCGGAAUACAGUCUUCCCACCCUCAAAGACAUAGGGUGGGAUCAGCACCGUCCACUCAUUCGCCAAAUAAUCCGAGACAAGCACUUCGACCGCAUGACCGACGCCACCGGUGUCGAGAUCGCUGAGCUGCUUCGAUUCUGCUGGAAGUAUGAUCUCGGCGACAUUAUCUCACAAGUGUACGCCCGCCUCCUAGGGCUAGCCGACGAGAUUUCCGAACCGACAUGUUCACCAGGGAUCAUCAAAGAUCUGAUUGACUUUCUGUACUUCACGCCGACGAUGGUAGUACACUUCGCUCGGCUCUGUCCAUGGGCUUCAUUACCCAUACAGCUUGCAACAGUCUUUCAGCAGCGAGUGCUCGAUAUGCUUCGCGCGCUUCUUCUAAGCGCAAACAAGAUGGGGGAAUUGGUAGUCAAACAUCUAUGCGCUAUUCUUCAGGAAGACACAACGUUGACCCUGGCUGCGGUAAAGGAGUUGCUGGAAUGCGCUUCUCUUGCAGUCAAAAGUCCAGAACUGUUAUUGACAAUUUUCAUGGAGUGUCGGGACUCACUCACUCAUGUUAUCCCGGACCAUGAUCCUCAUAUUGCCGCAUAUUUCCUGCAGAACAUAUUUGGUAUCAUGCUGGACCAUUGCGAUGAGGUCAGUGGGAGCGGCGAGGCCAAACAAGGAACGUGGAAGCUGAAAGCAGUAACAGGCACGGCCGACAAGGUGGCAGUCGUCACAAGUCGACGUCGUAUUGAUGCCCCAAAGCUGGCAGGGCUUGCAGUGGGGGACCAUGUUCGAUUUGUUGCCAGAAAAGAACCGCUGAAUUCUACUGCAUCCGAAGCCACAUCAUUUGAGGCCCUGGUCGAAGCAGCAUCCGACAACGAGGUGCGCUUCAGAACUUUCGCGCAACCGCCGAUCUUCACCGAGGAGAUAUCAUGGAUAAUGAAACGUUGCGGUCCGUUCGUAACAUGUCAAACAAUGGCGGAAGCAUUAGUAGAGCUCCUAGUCCAGCGUGAAAAUUGCUGCGGAGUCUACCACAGCCUUAUGGGCCCCAAAGAGGGAUGCACACCAAUAUCAGCCCGGGUCUCGGUGCUCUCGGGGGAAACCGAUUGCACAAUCGAAGGACUGAACGACAGCCAGAGGCGUGCGGUGACCGAAUCUAUCAGCGGUCGGCUGACUUGUCUUUGGGGGCCUCCCGGUACGGGGAAGACAUCGACUAUAAUUGCACUGCUGCGGAAGUUAUUGAAGUAUGAUACAAAGGAAAGAGUUUUGGUCUCUGCGCCGACGCAUAACGCUGUUGACAACGUCUUGAGACAAUAUACUCAAAAAGCACUAACGAGCGACUCAACCUUACCACAACCUCUUCGAGUCUCCACAGAGCUCUCGAAGGUUGCCGAUGAUUUGAAAAGUUAUACUUGCGAUGCAAUGUUUGGUAAAGACCUGAAUCAGUUUCCGGCGGCGAAGCGGAAGGCAAUUCAGCGAGUUUCAGAAUCGCGAUUGGUGUUCACCACUUGUGUCGGCGCAGCUUUAGGCCUUCUUCGAAAGCAAACCUUUGAUACUGCCAUUAUCGAUGAAGCGUCCCAACAAACCGAACCGGCAUCUUUGGUCCCAUUGGUCAAAGGAUGUCGACGAGCAGUACUGGUGGGAGACCACGUUCAACUUCGAGCAACCGUUGGUCAGUACGCGUCUGCAUUGGAUUUUGACGUCUCCCUGAUGGAACGGCUUUGGACCGGUGCUGAACACGGUGAAAACACCGUGGGAAGGGUCAUGUUGGACACCCAAUACCGAAUGCACCCAGAUAUCUGCAACUUUCCAUCAAAUGAAUUCUACGAGAGACGUUUGUUGACAGCCGACAUCUGCAGCGAUAUUCCAAUACCAGUCUCGAAUUUUCCUUGGCCAAGAGAUCUCUCCAGCACCAAGAAUGUACCACAGCAGAAUAGUCGGUCGGUAUUUAUUGAAUGCAGUGGCCCAGAAGAUUAUGGACGGAAAUCCAAGGUCAACCAGGCCCAAGCCCAGCUUUGCAAAGAGGUCCUCAAACUCCUGAUGACUGCGCCAGCCGAUCAAUCCAAGAACGACAGGACUCCAAAUACACCCAAUGUCUCAUUGCCUUCCAUUGCGAUAUUGACACCUUAUUCUCGGCAGGCAGACCUCCUUCGACAGCUUUGUGGGAGGAUUGUGGUUUCGAGCAUCGACGGGUUUCAGGGUCAAGAGGCCGACAUUGUGAUCUAUGUGACGGUAAGGUGCAAUUUACACGGCGAAAUUGGGUUCUUGAAGGAUAUGAGGAGACUGAAUGUGGCUUUGACGAGGGCGAAGGCAGGAUUGAUUAUCAUUGGCAACCAAUCGACACUGACUUGGAACAAGGACAAGGAGGAAGCAAGUUGCCGGGUAUGGGACCGUCUUAUCAAGACAUGUGCCAAGGUCAGGCUCUCAAGCUCAGGGAAGAAUUAG
Messenger RNA from Rhinocladiella mackenziei CBS 650.93, 5142 nucleotides. RefSeq lists its product as uncharacterized. Gene Ontology annotation, biological process: siRNA processing. Gene Ontology annotation, cellular component: nuclear RNA-directed RNA polymerase complex. The transcript is spliced from 5 exons. The record is from RefSeq and is a predicted model, not a curated record. NCBI's taxonomy places the organism in Eukaryota, Fungi, Ascomycota, Eurotiomycetes, Chaetothyriales, Herpotrichiellaceae. Bases 1 to 5142 code for a protein of 1713 amino acids. Gene Ontology annotation, molecular function: RNA-directed RNA polymerase activity; ATP hydrolysis activity; helicase activity.